Molecule: messenger RNA, 1344 nt
Organism: Suillus paluster
Lineage: Eukaryota; Fungi; Basidiomycota; Agaricomycetes; Boletales; Suillaceae
Exons: 18
Coding region: 418-1179 (253 amino acids)
Source: RefSeq, a predicted model, not a curated record
CGGUGUAGUGGGGAGCACGGUGUAGGGGUUAGGAGCACCGUGCAGGGCUUAGCGUGAGGCAGGAGCAAGGGUUACUAGGGGCAUAAGCGCAAGGGGUUAGCACGAGGCAGGUGCCAAGGGUCUUGAAGGUUCGGGGUCUCGUACAGUACAAUUGACGGACGGACACGAGUACAUGAGCAGCAUCCUGAGUCCUGACAUAGACGACAUUCCCUCCCUCUUCAGAGCGCGAGGCUGGCGGAUCCACCGGAUUCAACGAGAAUGCAACAAAAAUGCCAAGUCAGGCAGGCUGCCCUCCACACCCGAACUUGAACAUGGGCAUCGGAUCGAAGGAAGUUUUGAUUGGCAUAAUGUUUUGGGAUUAGCAUUGACAAGGAAUACUGGACGCAAACGGAAGGUUGUCUGAUAGAAGCGAUAUAGAUGGGCCAGUGCAUGGCUAUCCAAUGUACUUGUGCUGCGGGAUAUGUAUCAUUCAUCAACUGGCCGCUUGAGCUCAACCCUGCAGUCAGCCUGAGCACUAAAAUGUCUUCCUCAGCGCAGGACCAAAUCGACCUCGGGAACACGUUUGGGGCACUUUUUGUCGGGGUCAUUCUUGCAUCAGUUCUCUUUGGUCUAAGUAAUGUUCAAGCUUUCCUCUACUUUCAGACGCAUAGGGGCACCGGGAUAUCAUUCCAUAUUUUAGCCGUCAUCUUGCUAUGUGCACUCACAGAUAUUGUAUGGAGCUUCAAACUUCAGAUAGUCAUCGAUGUUUUACUCGUCUAUGGUGUGCAAGUUAUGUAUGCUUAUCGCAUAUGGAUAAUCAGCAAGGGCCGAUCAAGAACUGUCCCUAUCAUAGUGUGGAUAAUCGUGGUACUGAUUUCAGGUCCUGCCAUUUUCGCUGCUUGGAGCAUAUAUCAGUGCCAUGUGUUCACGGAUUUGGUCAAAUUCGAGUGGGUGACAUUUAUGGUUCUAGGAACGACCACUUUCCUCGAUCUCGUCAUUGCAUCAUCGCUAUGUUAUCUCCUCGCUACCUCCCGUACCGGGUUCUCCAGCACCGAUUCCUUCAUAACAAAGCUGAUGGGUUACAUCAUUAAUACUGGCUGUCUGACGAGUAUGUGUUCAAUGGCAGCUAUUAUUACAUGCGCAGUGAUGCCGAGCGACUUCAUCUUUCUCGGUCGGCGCAGACCCCAUCGAUCGUUCUGAAUUCAACAUGCUCCCCGGCGUGUACCGCCCGGAGCUGCACAUUAAGCCGUUGCAAGACGGGGAACUCCAGGCAUCUCAGAAGAACAUGUUUGAAUAUCCCGGCGACGAAGUGGUGCACUCUACUCAAUCUGUCAAGCAGCCGAUUGAGGUGGCGGUGGAGAUGGA